Colletotrichum costaricense is the source of this 447-nucleotide messenger RNA. RefSeq lists its product as uncharacterized. The transcript is spliced from 3 exons. The coding region runs from base 1 to 447 and encodes 148 amino acids. NCBI's taxonomy places the organism in Eukaryota, Fungi, Ascomycota, Sordariomycetes, Glomerellales, Glomerellaceae. The record is from RefSeq and is a predicted model, not a curated record.
AUGGAACACAGACGGCUAUGGAGAUGGAGCCCCAGCCGCGCCGGCCCUGGGCGAGCAAACCCCGCGACACAGAAUACGGCGAGGCUCAGCAGCGGAUGGGUGCAUUUACCCUUUUCGCACCCGACGAGGACGAGGACGAGGACUCGGCGGAUACAGGGACUCAUGCCAACAGCCAACCGCCCACUGCCGCCCUACCCUCCAUUCGCCGCGGUCAGAUUCCUACCUAACUUACCUUACGGAUACCAUGUCAAUGGAGAGAAGCUCUCGAGAGUCAAGCUAGGGGUACGGCCCACGGGGUUCCCUGCGCUGUGCAAGGUGACGUUUGCCUGGCUCCGAUUGCAGCUGCGGGUUGCGAGCUGCAUGUUUCCUCCUUCCAACAUUAGCGCGGCUGUCCUCAAGAACGAACCGGCUGGUCUUCCAUUGGGUCCAAUUGACAUCCCGCGCUGA